AUGGCAGGAACUGCAGUGUUUGCAGAGAUAAUUGAUGAUGAUGUUUUUAAGUUCUACUUAGAUGGUGAGUGGAAAAAAUCCUCUUCAGGAAAAUCAGUGUCCGUCAUCAACCCCACCACUAGAAAGACUCAGUUCAAGGUCCAAGCUUGUACUCAAGAAGAGGUGAAUAAGAUCAUAGAAGCAGCAAAAACAGCUCAAAAAUCAUGGGCCAAGACUCCACUAUGGAGAAGAGCAGAAUUGCUUCACAAAGCAGCUGCAAUAUUGAAAGAGCACAGAGCACCAAUUGCAGAAUGUCUUGUCAAAGAGAUUGCAAAACCUGCUAAAGAUGCAGUGACUGAAGUGGUGAGAUCAGGGGAUUUGGUGUCAUAUUGUGCGGAAGAAGGGGUUAGAAUUCUUGGAGAAGGGAAAUUUCUGGUGUCUGAUAGUUUUCCUGGGAAUGAAAGGACCAAAUACUGCCUCACUUCAAAGAUUCCACUUGGGGUUGUUUUGGCUAUCCCACCAUUUAACUAUCCUGUCAAUCUUGCUGUUUCAAAAAUUGCUCCCGCGCUAAUUGCCGGAAACUCCCUUGUGCUCAAGCCUCCAACCCAGGGUGCUGUAGCUGCACUUCACAUGGUCCACUGCUUUCACUUGGCUGGUUUUCCCAAGGGUCUAAUUAGCUGUGUUACCGGAAAGGGUUCAGAGAUCGGUGACUUCCUCACGAUGCAUCCUGGGGUUAACUGUAUAAGCUUCACAGGUGGAGACACUGGAAUAGCAAUCUCAAAAAGGGCAGGCAUGAUUCCUCUUCAAAUGGAAUUAGGUGGUAAAGAUGCUUGUAUCAUUCUAGAAGAUGCUGAUUUGGAUUUAGCUGCAGCUAAUAUUGUUAAAGGAGGCUUCUCGUACAGUGGUCAAAGGUGCACAGCAGUUAAGGUUGUCCUAGUCAUGGAGCCUGUAGCUGAUGCUCUUGUUGAGAAAGUUAAAGCUAAGGUAGCCAAACUGACUGUUGGACCACCUGAGGAUGACUGUGAUAUUACUCCAGUUGUUACAGAGUCCUCUGCAAACUAUAUUGAAGGAUUAGUCAUGGAUGCCAAGCAGAAAGGGGCAACGUUCUGCCAAGAGUAUAAGAGGGAGGGCAACCUUAUAUGGCCUUUGUUGUUAGAUAAUGUCCGGCCAGAUAUGAGGAUAGCUUGGGAGGAGCCUUUUGGUCCGGUUUUACCGGUUGUCAGAAUAAACUCUGUUGAAGAAGGAAUCCACCACUGCAACGCUAGCAAUUUCGGCCUUCAGGGAUGCAUCUUUACAAGAGACAUAAACAAAGCAAUUUUGAUAAGUGAUGCUAUGGAGACAGGAACAGUUCAGAUCAAUUCUGCACCUGCUCGUGGACCUGAUCAUUUUCCAUUCCAGGGUUUGAAGGACAGUGGUAUUGGUUCCCAGGGAAUCACCAACAGUAUUAAUAUGAUGACGAAGAUCAAGAGUACUGUAAUCAACUUACCUACUCCUUCUUACGCUAUGGUCCACCAGUACAAGUUACUUGGAGCUUUCAAGCUGCAUGUAGAUGUUGCUUGUAUAAAGAUGAGUGGUGGGCUAGUCACUGCAUGUUUUGCGGUGUUUGCUUUUGUCUUGUAG
Molecule: messenger RNA, 1599 nt
Organism: Dovyalis caffra
Lineage: Eukaryota; Viridiplantae; Streptophyta; Magnoliopsida; Malpighiales; Salicaceae
Source: the annotation of a GenBank genome assembly